Hemicordylus capensis (graceful crag lizard) is the source of this 2565-nucleotide messenger RNA. RefSeq names its product vomeronasal type-2 receptor 26-like. Gene Ontology annotation, cellular component: membrane. Gene Ontology annotation, molecular function: G protein-coupled receptor activity. The transcript is spliced from 6 exons. Bases 1 to 2565 code for a protein of 854 amino acids. Lineage: Eukaryota; Metazoa; Chordata; Lepidosauria; Squamata; Cordylidae. The record is from RefSeq and is a predicted model, not a curated record. Gene Ontology annotation, biological process: G protein-coupled receptor signaling pathway.
AUGGUCAGUGAUCCACAUCCACCACUUCAUGAGUAUCAUCAGUCAGGGCAUCUCAUUGUUGGCGCCAUUGCUUCUCACUCCUUAAUUAUCCCAAGUCCAUUAGAAUUCACUGCAAAACCUCCACCAGCAUUACUCGAAGAGCUCAGUUCAGUGCCCAAGAAUUACCAGCACAUCCUGGCUUUGGCAUUUGCAGUAAAGGAAAUCAAUGAAAACCCUCAGAUCUUGCCAAACAUCUCCUUGGGAUUCCAUAUCUACGAUAGCUAUUUCACUGCCAAGUGGACUUACUAUGUUACAAUGCUACUUAUAUCCAUGCCAGAGAGAUUUGUUCCGAACUACAAAUGUGACCGCCAGAAUAACCUAAUAGCAGUCAUUGGAGGCCUGGAUGCAGACAUCUCUCUUUAUGUGGCAACUAUCUUGGAUGUCUACAAAAUUCCACAACUCAUCUAUGGUCCUGCUCCAGUGAUGAAUGAUAAAACCCCAGGCCUUUCCUUCUACCAGAUGGCACCUAAUGAAGAUCUUCAAAAUGCAGGGAUUCUUGCUUUACUUCUGCUUUUCAGAUGGACAUGGAUUGGGCUUGUUGUUAUGGAUAAUGACAAUGGAGAACAGUUUGUGCAAACUGUGUUUCCAAUGUUUUCCCAGAGUGGCAUCUGCUUUGCCUUCAUAGAAAGAAUCCCCCAAUUGACAUUUGUCAAUGAAAUUAAUGACAUGUUGCAUCAAGGAGAAAAAAUAAAAGAUAAAAUUAUGAAAAGCAAAGCAAAUGUAGUAGUGGUAUAUGGAGAAUCUUAUAUAAUGGUGAUGGUUGCAUGGGUUGCAUUUUUAUCAGAACCAGAACAUGAAACAAACAAAACAAGAAGUAAAGUGUGGAUACUAACAGCCCAGGGGGAACUGACUGCAGUUGUCUUCCAAAGAUCUUGGGAUUUACAAAUAUUCAAUGGUGCUAUUUCCUUUACAUUCCACUCUAAUGGUCUACAAGAAUUUCACCAAUUUGUCAGGAGCAGAACCCCUUCCAACACAAGAGGAGAUGGUUUUAUAAUGGACUUCUGGGAAAAGGCUUUUGGCUGUGUUUUCCCAAACAGAUUUCUAAGCAAGAUAGAGGGGGACAUUUGCACUGGAGAGGAGAAGCUGGAGAGACUCCCAGCAGCCUUUUUUGAAAUGAGCAUGACUGGCCACAGUUACAGUAUCUACAAUGCUAUAUAUGCUGUUGCUCAUGCUUUACAUGCUUUGUCCUCAUCUAGAUUCAAACAGAGAAGAUUGGUGGACAGCCAAGGAUGGACUUUAGAGACUCAUCUUUUGUGGCAGCUCCAUCACUUUCUGAGAGGUGUCUCAUUUAACUACAGUGCUCGGGACCAGAUCACUUUUGACCAGAAUGGGAAGUUAGUUGCUGGCUUUGAUAUUAUGAAUUGGAUUUUUUCCUCCAACCAAUCAUUCCAUAGAGUGAAAGUUGGGAAGAUGGACCCCCAGGCUCCUCCAGACAAAGCACUUCUCAUCAAUGAGGAUGCCAUCACAUGGCACAGCUGGUUUAACCAUGCACGACCUCUUUCUCUAUGCAGUGAGAUUUGCCAUCCUGGAUCCAGCAAGAGAGUGAAGGAGGGGGAGCCAUUUUGCUGCUAUGAUUGUAUCCCAUGUCCAGAAGGGAAGAUUGCAGAUCAGAUGGAUAUGAAUGAGUGCCAUAAAUGCACAGAUGAAAAAUAUCCAAACAAAAAACAAGAUUCCUGCAUUCCCAAGGAGAGAAGCUUCUUGUCCUAUGAAGAAGCUUUGGGAAUCAGUUUAGCCUUUGUUGCUGCUUCCUUUUCUUUGAUCACGGCUCUGGUGCUAGGAGUCUUUAUGAAGCACCACAACACUCCAAUUGUCAUAGCCAAUAACAGGAAUCUUACCUACACUCUCCUCAUCUCCCUCCUACUCUGCUUCCUGUCUGCAUUGCUCUUCAUUGGUCAACCAGGGAAGGUGACCUGUCUCCUCCGACAAACUGCUUUUGGCAUCAUCUUCUCAGUGGCUGUUUCUUGUGUGCUGGCAAAAACCACCACAGUGGUUCUGGCUUUCAUAGCUACCAGGCCAGGAUCCAGUAUGAGGAAAUGGGUGGGGAAAAGACUGGCCUAUUCCAUUGUUUUAUUAGGCUCUCUUAUUCAAGCAAGCAUUUGUGUUCUGUGGCUUGCAAACUCUGCCCCAUACCCAGACACUGACACUCACACAUUGGUUGAAGAAAUGGUUCUAGAAUGUAACGAAGGUUCGGUGACUAUGUUUUACUGUGUCCUGGGCUAUAUGGGGUUUCUUGCAACUGUCAGUUUCACAGUGGCAUUCCUUGCCAGGAAACUACCAGACAGUUUCAACGAGGCCAAGUUCAUCACUUUCAGCAUGUUCGUCUUUUGCAGUGUUUGGCUAACCUUUAUUCCAGCAUACGUGAGCUCUAAGGGAAAAUACAUGGUAGCUGUGGAGGUCUUUUCUAUCUUAGUCUCCAGUGCUGGCUUGCUGGGCUGCAUCUUUGCUCCCAAAUGUUACAUUAUUUUGUUGAGGCCUGAGCUAAACAAGAGAGAACAGUUAAUGAAAAGAAAGGCAUCAAGAAUGUAA